CUCUUCAAAAUGGGGAGAAUUGGCAAAGAAAUAGCAGGUCAGGUCAUUUCCUUCGUAGGGCUGGUUGGGCUGGCGGUGACCUGUGGGAUCCCCAUGUGGAGGGUCACCUCCUACAUCGGAGCCAACAUCGUGACGGGGCAGAUCAUCUGGGACGGCCUGUGGAUGAACUGCGUCAUGCAGAGCACGGGGCAGAUGCAGUGCAAGCUGAACGAGUCGGUCAUGAGGCUGUCCAGGGAUCUGCAAGCUGCCCGAGCCCUCGUCAUCAUCGCCAUCGUCUUCGGCCUGAUCGGCUUCUUGGUCACUUUCAUCGGAGCCAAGUGCACCGGCUGCCUGAGGAAGGACUCCUCCAAGGCCAACGUGGUGAUCAUUGGAGGCGUUCUGAUCAUUGUUUCUGCCAUCCUGCUCCUCAUCCCCGUCUGCUGGUCUGCAGCCAUCACCAUCACAGACUUCCAGAACCCCAUCACCAUCGAGACACAGAGGAGAGAGAUCGGAGCCUCCAUCUACAUCGGCUGGGCGUCUGCUGCUCUUCUUCUCAUCGGGGGGAUCAUCUUUUGCACGUCCUGCCCUCCUCAGAAGCCCGUUUAUGGAUACCCAGGAUACCCACCAGCACCGGGGUACCCCUACGCAGGACCGGGGCCGAACCCGGCGUACGGCCCCGUGUAUGUUCCUCCAUCCAGCAGAGCGUACACAGCCAGUGGGACGUAUGCACCAGCCAAACCAUACGCAGCACCAACUGCAUACUCUCCGAGACAAUACCUCUAA
Centropristis striata (black sea bass) is the source of this 762-nucleotide messenger RNA. It is a transcript of the gene cldnf, whose product is annotated as claudin f. The record is from RefSeq and is a predicted model, not a curated record. Gene Ontology annotation, molecular function: structural molecule activity. Gene Ontology annotation, cellular component: bicellular tight junction; plasma membrane. The coding region runs from base 10 to 762 and encodes 250 amino acids. Gene Ontology annotation, biological process: cell adhesion; bicellular tight junction assembly. Lineage: Eukaryota; Metazoa; Chordata; Actinopteri; Perciformes; Serranidae. The transcript has a single exon.